UUGAGGCGAGGGAAGGAGGGAGAGGAGGAGAGGGAGGAAGAUCUUGCCCCCCCCCCAGUGGAAUAAGGGGGUGAAGGUUUAUUGGGGUGCCCACUAGAACCCCACAUAUAUCCCACCCUAUUGGGGGACGCCCCCCCGCAGUCCAUCCAGCCUCUCCCAUGGGGGCGGCCAGCUGCGAAGACGAGGAUCUGGAAUUCAAGCUGAUCUUUGGAGAAGAGGAGAAGGACCCCCCGGGAAUGGGGGUAUCGCUGGAAGACCUCGACGCUGAAGACCUCCCUCCGUGUUGCACCUUGGCCCUGGAUGACCCACCGGCCUAUGCCUCCCCCCUAGGCAUCCCAUGCCCGCCCCGCCUGGGCGGGGGUCCCCGGGCUGGCAUGCACUCCCCCCCGCCCCGCCCAGCACGGGAUGACACCUUUGAGAGCCAGCCGGCGCGGUGGGUGCGCCUGGGGGCCGACGCCCGCGUCCUGGAGUGCCCCAGCAUCCAGAUCACCACCAUCUCGCCUGGCGCCGACUGGGAUUGCUCUCCACGCGACUACCUGCCCCUGGAAGCCUACAGCGGCUACCGGGAGGCCCCUCUGGCCUCCGGCUUCUUCACCCCCAGUCCUGCCAGCAGUGGCAGUGCUUCCCCCUGGAGCUUCUUCUCGGACGAUGAUGGGACGGGCGGUGACGACGUGGAGCGGGAGCUGAACGAAGCUGCCGCCCGCUUCGCCCUCAGCUCCCCCUGUGGCUCACCCAAGCCCUGGGCCGGGCUGGAGGAGCCCUGGGGGCUGUACCCUGCUGGGCGGGGGGCCGAGGACAGCUGGGUGGCCCUGGCACCCCGCCCGACCUCACCCUGCGGCAAGCGGCGCUACUCCAGCUCGGAGACCCAUUCCUCGGCCUCGCCCUGCCUCUCCCGCCGUGGCAGCCUGGGCGAGGAGGGAGGCGGGGAGGGGAUUGAUGGGGUGGGCGGGGAGGGGCCACCCUACGAGGCUGCCGGGCAGCACCCCCCAGCUGAGAGCAUCCCGCAGAAGGCCCGCAAGACCUCCACUGAGCAGACGGUGGCGCUGACGCGGAAGGAGGAGGGGUGCUGCAAUGGUGACGACGGGGGGUUUGGGGCAGCCCGCAAGGAAGGGAUGGACUAUCUGGCCGUGCCCUCCCCGCUGGGCUGGUCCAAGGCCAGGAUCGGGGGCCACAGCCCCAUCUUCAGGUCAUCCGCUCUGCCUCCCUUAGACUGGCCCUUGCCUAGCCAAUAUGAACAAUACGAGCUGAAGAUUGAAGUCCAGCCCCGGACACACCACCGGGCCCAUUACGAGACCGAGGGCAGCCGGGGGGCCGUGAAGGCCGCCCCGGGGGGUCACCCCGUGGUGAAGCUUCUGGGCUACGACGAGAAGCCGCUGACCCUGCAGAUGUUCAUUGGCACGGCCGACGAGCGCAACCUGCGGCCUCAUGCCUUCUACCAGGUGCACCGCAUCACCGGCAAGAUGGUGGCCACUGCAAGCUACGAGACCAUCAUUAGCAGCACCAAGGUGCUGGAGAUGUCCCUGCUGCCCGAGAACAACAUGGCGGCCAACAUUGACUGUGCGGGGAUCCUGAAGCUACGGAACUCGGACAUCGAGCUGCGGAAGGGCGAGACCGACAUCGGGCGCAAGAACACCCGGGUCCGGCUGGUGUUCAGGGUCCACGUCCCCCAGGGCAAUGGGAAAGUCGUCUCCAUCCAAACCGCCUCCGUGCCCAUCGAGUGCUCCCAGCGCUCGGCACAGGAGCUCCCCCAGGUGGAGAGGUGCAGCCUCAGCGCAGGGUCGGGGCGCGGAGGCGAGGAGAUGGUGCUGUCUGGUGCCAACUUCCUGCCUGAUUCCAAGGUCAUCUUCAUUGAAAGGGGUCCCGAUGGGAAGCUCCAAUGGGAGGAGGAGGCCUGUAUCAACCGGCUCAAGAGCAACGAGACCACGCUGACCCUCACAGUCCCAGAAUACAGCAACCCACAGGUGGCCCGGCCUGUCCAGGUCUAUUUCUACGUCUCCAACGGGCGGCGGAAACGGAGCCCAACGCAGGCCUUUAAAUACCUGCCCGUGAUCUUCAAGGAGGAGCCACCCCCCUCCUCCCCACUCCGCGGCUUCCCCCUCGGCCCCUCCUCUCCAGUGCCCCCUUGCAGUCCCCCUUACCCUCCUGAGGGCCCCGGGGACAUGGACAUUUCCCCCAGUCGCCCCCACUUCCCCUGCUACCCUGAUGACUCCCCCUACAGGGCUGGCUAUUCCUCCUCCCCCGCGGCCUUCGGGAACCCCUCCCCAUACCCUGACGGGCCCCCACUGCUCCCUUUGACACCCCCUUAUCACCGCUGCCUGGCCACCGAGCCCUCCCACCGCUACCCCCACACGGAGCAGUACGGGGGGGCUGGGCUGACGGUGCCCCCCCACUUCCAUCCACUGGGCUACCGGCCCCCCCACUUCCAGGCCCCUGCCCAGCUCACCCCACCACCACUGUCAGAGGGAGCCGGGCCCCCCAACUGGGGGGAUCCGGAGUCGGGGGAGACUGAGGAGGUGGAGAAACCCAGAGGCAGCGGAUACCGGGUGGCUUUCCGUGACAGCUUGCCUGUCCAGGGGAUCACGCUGGAGGAAGUGACCGAGAUCAUCGGCCGGGACCUGAGUGACUUCCCGGAGCCACUCUGUGAAGGCAGGGGGAGCUGAGACCCUGGCCGUUCCCGGGUCCUUCCUGGCCUAUCCAAGCUCUGUCCAUCUCAUUUCUGUUCAUCCGUCUGUCUAAGCUCUCUGUCUGUCUGUCUGUCCAAGCUCUCUGUCCAUCGAUCACAGCUCCAUCCAUUCAUCCAUCCUAGCCCUGUCCAUCUGUCCUAGCUCUCUGUCUGCCUGUCCUAGUUCUCCAUCAUUCUGUCCAUCUCUCUUUCUUUCUACAUCAGGGAAGGAUGACUCUGAAGUCCCCAUCCCCACCCCUUUCUCUCCUCCCCCAAGCACCCCUCCCAUCUGGGCUUCACAGCAUAUGCCAGCUGCGGGGGGCCCCCAGACUAUAUCACCCCCAUUCUCUGCCUCCCUCCUGGAGCCAUUUUCCUAUGGGGCAAAAAUACCCAACCAGGGGGAGGGGGAUAGUCCUAUCCCCUCUGUAUGAGCCCACCCCCAUCAACUCAGCAAUGCGGGAGGGGGGCAGAUAUGGCUAAUGGUGGGGAAGAGGGAGGAGUUCAAGCCAUCAGAUUUUGCAGGGUAUAGGAAACAUCUCUCCCCCCCCCCCGGGGUAAAAUAAUUCUCCAAUAGAGUGGGGGAGGAGGUGCCACCCUAUGGUGUCACAUGGAAGCCCCUUCCCUGGAUCUCCCCCCCAAUGGGGACAAGAAGGAGUUAAUGCCUACAAUGGUAUUGUUGUGGGGCUCGCAGAGAGGGGUGUCUAUGAUUAUAUCCAGUUUUAUAUCGUUUAUUUUUUCCCUGACUUCUCCUUUUCUUUGAAUCCUGGUUUGUUUUGUAAUAAAAUGAAUUGAUUAAAAAAACCCAGCUAAA
Malaclemys terrapin pileata is the source of this 3473-nucleotide messenger RNA. RefSeq names its product nuclear factor of activated T cells 4 (gene NFATC4). Gene Ontology annotation, cellular component: transcription regulator complex. Bases 159 to 2660 code for a protein of 833 amino acids. The record is from RefSeq and is a predicted model, not a curated record. NCBI's taxonomy places the organism in Eukaryota, Metazoa, Chordata, Testudines, Emydidae. Gene Ontology annotation, biological process: calcineurin-NFAT signaling cascade; regulation of transcription by RNA polymerase II; cytokine production. Gene Ontology annotation, molecular function: RNA polymerase II cis-regulatory region sequence-specific DNA binding; DNA-binding transcription factor activity, RNA polymerase II-specific; transcription factor binding. The transcript has 10 exons.